This is a messenger RNA of Caenorhabditis angaria, 2859 nucleotides long. The record is from the annotation of a GenBank genome assembly. Lineage: Eukaryota; Metazoa; Nematoda; Chromadorea; Rhabditida; Rhabditidae.
AUGAAUUGCACACAAAGCAUCAUUGAUGAAUUUCUUCAAAAUCAGAACAAUUCCAUAAAACAGUUGGCAGUGCCAAUUAUCGUUCUCCUGUUAUUUUUGCUCAUCGCACUAUUGCAGUACAAAUUUCAAUAUAAUGUUGAAAUAUGCCUACUUCUCGGGUUCAAUCUUCAAACUUCGGCGUAUAUUCUUAACAAAUAUUUUUGUAAGAAAGGUAAAAAAUUUUAUUCCACCUUUUUAAAAAAAAAAAAAUUUUAUUCCACCUUUUUUCUUCAGAAGUUCUGAAAUAUUCCAUAAACAUCUUCAUCAUCUCUUCCAAAUUCAUCUACUUCACAACACCAUUGCUCAUGUUACUCCCAAUUUUUUUGGUUCUAUUGUUUGGCUGUUCAAAAUCGCCGAAUGUCAAUGUUUUCCUAGCGAAUUCUCUGAUUUACAUUGUUUCGACAUUGAUUCAAAUGGUACAUUUCUGUUUUUUUGAGGAAAAUAUUUUCGAGAGUGUUGGCUGGGUUUUUCUUGUCUUUUCCUGCAGCUUCACAUGUUUUGCGGUGAGAUUUAAAACAUUUUUUUUCGUUCGAAAAAUAAUAUUAUUUUUUUUUGAAGCUUUGUUCUAUAUUCAAAGUGCGCUUCCAGCAAAUAAUCAAAGGAUUUAUCAAUACUGAAAGUCCAUACUGUUAUGCUGCCGCAAAUUUUGCAAAACCAAUAAUUGCUCAUUUGACAUUCAUUCAAAGUUACAUAAUUAUCAAAAUAUGUGUUCUCAUUUUUGCAUUCUACACCAUAUUCUACUUUGAAAAUGAUGUCAGAAACCUUCCAAGUAUCGACAAGACAAUGAAUCUAGCAUCAUUUCUUGAGCUAUGUUUCUUUAUAAUUAAUCGAUUCCAUAAGGUUCUCUUGAAAAUACCGGUGAGCUACAUAGCUUUUUUUAAAAAUUCAAUUUUUUUUCGAAUUUGUUACAUUCCAGGGUGUUAUUGAUCCAAUAGAACAAGUUAUUCUGGAUUAUUUGGAAACACCACGUGAAAUCAGAGAGCAUUUUGGGAGACUCAAAAUCCCUUUCAAUAGAAAUGUAGCUAACCAGAGAAUAUUCACAGUGGUAGCUCAUUAAAAGCAUGUUAGAUCCCUCCAGAAAGCACAUUCGACUAAAAAAGCACCUCACUUUUUUUUGUAUAGCUAUAGGAUUGUAAUUGUACUCGCACUAUUGAUCCAAAAAAAAUUCCGCACUUUUCUGGAAAGCCCUGCACUUGAUAAAUAUAAUUUUUUGGUCGUAUUUUUUAUUUCGAGACAAGCCAAUUCGUUUAAAUCGAAUUUGAUACCUGUUUUUGUUUUUGCAAAAUUCCAAUUCCCGUAGUUUUAGAAAAAGAAAUGGGAACUUCUGAAGAGGUUCAUAGGCAUACUAUUGGGAACAUUCCAAUAAUGGUAAUCACAAUGAAUAUCUUUGUCUUCUGGUUUAUUUUGACUGAGGAGCCACCUAGCUUUUUGGAUUGUGUUUCUGUCAUUUUACAUGCUUUGAUCGUGGUGUUGCUUCUCGCAAAUUUAUAUGAAUAUUCACAGUUUCUUUAAUAAUACUAGUGAGUUCAAAAAAUGAAUAAAAUUCUUUGUACGAUUUUUUUUCAGCUCACAUCAGUCUUCAGCAAAAAGUUCACAUUACAACUACAAAUCUCUACCGUAUUUCGUUUCAUAUUAGGGCUGGGCAUCGGCUUAGCCAACAAAAUAGCAUUUUUCAUUUUAGCCCAAGUGAGUUGGGAAAAAUAUGAAAUUAUUAGCUUCGAGUUCCUAGGCUUCGAAGAUUUUUCACACAGCAUCCAUUCUUGAAAAUCUAUAUUUUUCAGGAACAGCUAGAAUGAAUUUAACCAAUUCAGAUCUCAUCGAAUACUAUUUCUCCAGUCGAGAUGAAGUAGAAAACCUUUAUUCAGAAAAGGUAACAGUUAUAUGGUUAUUUUCAUUGUUCGGGCUUUACCGUUUUCUUCUUUGGCAUUCUUUUGAAGCCACUUCAUCUUUGGGGGUUGUUAUAAGAAGCUGCGCUUAUGUUUUGAACAAUUGUGUUGCGAACAAAGGUAUAUUUCUACUUAUCAUCUUGAGACCACAUAUGGAUUUCCAGGAAAAGUGAAAGUAUUUAUUGAUAUUUUGAUGAUGACGUCAUGUUCAAUCUAUGUCACAACACCAUUCUUCACGCUCUUCCCAAUUAUCUCAAUAUUUUUGACGAACAAUUUUAAAUGUAUGAAACGGCACGUUUGGCAGAUCAACUCGGUUGUUCACUUUGGCUCAACAAUGUGCCUUAUCAUGACAUUUUUCCAACCGGAUAAUGAAAAUCCUGACAAUUACUUUCCCGUUGUCACAUUUUGCGUUUAUUGGGUUUUUGGUUUCUUGGUGAGUAUGAAAAAUAUUUGUUUUUGUUGUAAAAAUUUUUAUGAGUACAGGUUGCCACUGCUCUCAGAGUUACUCCCGAUCAAGUGAUGGGAGAAGUGAAUGAAAUCACAACAGAUCCAAACGCCGAACUAGCUUUGAAAUAUUUGAAAUCAUUAAAAGGACAUUUGGGAUUCUGCCAAAUUUAUAUGACUUUCAAAUUCGGAAGCUUCAUUUAUCUUCUAUGUUUCACAGUAAACAAUCAGUCAAACAAGGAUUUUAGCAGGUUGGAUAAUUGCAUGUCUAUUGCCGCAAUUGUCGAACUCAUGUUUCUGGUAAUCUCGAAAUUGAUUCUCCACAAGUAUAAUUACUUCUAUGCUCCGGUGAGUUACAAAUUUAAGGCUAGAAGAUAUGCUAAUUAGGUUGGUUCAGGCAUCAAAGGAUGAUAUAAUGGGAUAUACGUUUUUAUGGAAACUGCGAAAAGAAUCCGAAGAUGCUAGAAUCAAAGCUUUCAAACGACUUUAG